This is a messenger RNA of Saccharomycodes ludwigii, 330 nucleotides long. RefSeq names its product translation initiation factor eIF1 (gene SUI1). Gene Ontology annotation, molecular function: ribosomal small subunit binding; RNA binding; translation initiation factor activity. Bases 1 to 330 code for a protein of 109 amino acids. The record is from RefSeq and is a predicted model, not a curated record. NCBI's taxonomy places the organism in Eukaryota, Fungi, Ascomycota, Saccharomycetes, Saccharomycodales, Saccharomycodaceae. The transcript has a single exon. Gene Ontology annotation, cellular component: eukaryotic 43S preinitiation complex. Gene Ontology annotation, biological process: translational initiation.
AUGGCCUCUAUUGAAAAUUUAAAGUCUUUCGAUCCUUUUUUCGACACUGGUGACGACGAAUCUACUAUCAACCAUUACAUUCAUAUUCGUAUUCAACAAAGAAACGGCAGAAAGACUUUGACUACGGUACAAGGUGUUCCAGCAGAAUAUGACUUGAAAAGAAUUUUAAAAGUUUUGAAAAAAGAUUUUGCUUGCAAUGGUAACAUUGUCAAGGAUGAUGAGAUGGGUGAAAUUAUCCAAUUACAAGGUGAUCAACGUGCUAAAGUUUGCGAAUUUAUGAUCACUCAAUUGGGUAUUAAGAAGAAGAAUAUCAAGAUUCACGGUUUUUGA